AUGCUAUCGCGAAACAUUCUCCGAGCCCCCAUUGGAGCAGCUGUGCGCUCUGCAGCUCCUCGAGUCGCCGGCAGAGCUUCAGCAUUUCACACCGGCCGUCUUCUCAUGAACAAGAAGGAACCGACAGCAGCGCCUGGAUCCUUUGCCCGAACUGACGACUCCAUCACCGUCGAGUACCCCGAGGACCAUGAACUUCCCUCUAGCAAAUUCGUUCAGGGCCGCGGCGGUCAGCACAUGAAGCGAACCCUCGCUGCUUUUUCACUCGAGGGCAAGGUUGGCGUUGUCACUGGAGGUGCCAGAGGUCUCGGACUGGUAAUGGGCCAGGGCAUGGUCAUCUCGGGCGCCAACUUGGCCAUUGUCGAUAUGAACAAAGAUGAAGCCGAGAAGCAGGCUGCCGCCCUAGUUGAGACAUUCCGCAGGGAGAACCCAGGAUCAGCCCGUACACCCAAAGUCACUGCUCACUAUGCUGAUGUCUCCGACUCGGAUAGCGUCCAAGCUUGUAUUGAUGAUGUUGUAAGGGAGCACGGCAAGAUUGACCACCUGGUCACCAGCGCGGGUUUCACCGAGAACUACAAGGCUAUCGACUAUCCCAUUGAUCGCAUGCGCAAGCUGUGGAGCGUCAAUGUGGACGGAACCUACCUGUUCGCCACCGCCGUCGCCAGACACCUCAUGGAGCGCAAGUCUCCCGGAAGCAUGGUGUUUAUUGGAAGCAUGAGUGGAAGCAUUGUUAAUGUUCCCCAGCCCCAGGCACCUUACAACGGUGCGAAAGCAGCCGUUCGACACCUGGCUGCAUCCCUGGCGGUCGAGUGGGCCGAGGCUGGAAUCAGAGUCAACUGCAUCUCGCCUGGCUACAUGCUGACUGCUCUGACCGAGAAGAUUCUAGACGAUAACCCCGAUCUAAAGCGCCAGUGGACUUCUUUGAUCCCUCAAGGAAAGAUGGGCCAGCCUGUCGAUCUGAUGGGCCCAGUCACAUUCCUUCUUUCCGAUGCCUCGCAAUACGUCACUGGAGCAGACUUGCGUGUCGAUGGCGGUUACACCGUCACCUAG
Molecule: messenger RNA, 1047 nt
Organism: Pestalotiopsis fici W106-1
Lineage: Eukaryota; Fungi; Ascomycota; Sordariomycetes; Amphisphaeriales; Sporocadaceae
Exons: 4
Coding region: 1-1047 (348 amino acids)
Cellular component (GO): intracellular anatomical structure
Molecular function (GO): oxidoreductase activity, acting on NAD(P)H, oxygen as acceptor
Source: RefSeq, a predicted model, not a curated record